AUGUCACCGGAUUUUUACGCAUAUGAAAAUGAAACUCAAAUUAGUAUGGAUCUUAAAUGUUCCAUAUGUCUUGAUCCUUUUCAAUUACCUUUAUGCGAUAUUUAUUGUGGUCAUAUUUUUUGUUUUCAAUGCAUCAAAACAUGGCUUGGACAAAAGCAAUCAUGUCCUGUAUGCCGACGAUGUUUUACUAAAUUUGUACGUAUUACUGACGAAAGACUACUUAAAGAACUUGAUCAUCUAUUGGUCAAAUGCUUGUAUUGUAAUGAAACAAAUAUCAAACGAGGUAAGUUUAACGAUCAUAUAACAUAUGAGUGCUCAAAACGAAUAGUUCUUGAUCGUGUGAAAAAUAAAGAAAGUCUUCGAAAACAUUUUCAUCAAGAAUAUUUAUUAAGAAGAAUAAAUGAAUCAAUUGAAAUUAGUAGAAGACAUCGACAGAAUUAUGAACAAUCGAAUUUUACUUCAUUACCAUUAUGGAUCAUUAUUAUUUCAGCUGUUCAUUUAUUUAUUUAUGUGUCUGUAUUUAUUCCAAUUGCUGCUCUAUUGAAUAUUACUGAUGUUUUUAUCUGUCUUUUUCGUUAUACUAUUAUUUGGCUAAUUCAUAUUAUAAAGUUACGACUAUAA
Rotaria sp. Silwood2 is the source of this 621-nucleotide messenger RNA. Lineage: Eukaryota; Metazoa; Rotifera; Eurotatoria; Philodinida; Philodinidae. The record is from the annotation of a GenBank genome assembly.